Messenger RNA from Sesamum indicum (sesame), 399 nucleotides. Lineage: Eukaryota; Viridiplantae; Streptophyta; Magnoliopsida; Lamiales; Pedaliaceae. The record is from RefSeq and is a predicted model, not a curated record.
AUGAGUAAACCAGCCUGCAUGUUGGUAAUUCUUCUGCUCAUUCUCCAAUCCUCAUUUUCUACUAAGGCCGACUAUGUGCCUGAUCCAAGCAUCAAGUGUGGGGAAUGCCCUUGUGUGAGUCCAUGCAGCCCCCCGCCACCGUCACUGCCACUGCCACCACCAACGAUGGUCUAUGUUAGCCCACCACCACCACAGUUUGUAUACGAGACGGGGCUGACUCCACCACCUCCACCAGGGUUCGUUUAUGAGACGGGGCCUCCUGGCAACGUGUAUCCGUCUGAUAAUCCAUUUGAUUUGGCUAUAUACUCUAAUUCUGCACAUACUAAUUCUCUUAUGAUCGGGAUAUUGUUUCUUACGGUAGUGGUGGUCUCAACCCUUCAACUGCUAGUGUAUUGGUGA